This is a messenger RNA of Procambarus clarkii (red swamp crayfish), 7614 nucleotides long. RefSeq names its product sodium-dependent proline transporter. NCBI's taxonomy places the organism in Eukaryota, Metazoa, Arthropoda, Malacostraca, Decapoda, Cambaridae. Gene Ontology annotation, cellular component: plasma membrane. Gene Ontology annotation, biological process: sodium ion transmembrane transport. The record is from RefSeq and is a predicted model, not a curated record.
GAGCAGGCGAGGCGACAGAACCAACGCCGCCACCAGACGGAAGGAACCUCAGUCGCACUCUUGUCCUCUACUACCAAAGUUACAAGUUCUAAAGCCUUGCUUUUUCUCACAUUUAUAUGUAAUAGGCUACGGAGUUCGAUAAAAGUGCGUCUUUGAGGUGAUCUAUAGGCAGUGACAUCAAGUAUAUUACCUGAAUUCGCCUAAGAAUCGUCCAUCCCAAUAGUGUUUUCGACGGAACAGGAAGCCGGCGAUUAUUGAACGUUAUAUAUCCACAGUGAUCAUUAGAAAUUCUGAUACAAGAUGUGGAACUGAAACUUUCACCAACCAAAACAAGCAUGGAGUAGUCUAAUGGAGUCAGAAGCCAACAAUUGGACUAAAUUUGUCUUAAGAAACAUAUUUUGAGGUCUAAGUUGCUAGUCAAAAGAAAUGCCGAUGUUAUUGGCGGUUGAGAUGGAGGGGAGGGAAAGACGCUCUUCCUUAGUGUCGCAAGCGUCGAACGACUGUACUGGGCCACCCAGCAGUUUAACAAGCGAGCAACCCACCAGUGUGGCGAGUGAACGACACACUAGUAUGACGAGUGGGUUGCACCCUAGUAUGGCAAGUGGAUUGCACACUAGUGUGGCGAGUGAACGACCCAGGGGGAUUUCGGUCAUCUCAGCCCACCGGACGAGGCGAUCCAGGGCUCUGUCUGUCCUCUCCUCCUUCACCAACCGGAGUCACAAGUCUUCCACUUAUGAGAUUGUGGAGAUGCCCGGAGGGGCGGUGAUGCUGACUGUGGACGAUGGUGAGAGCGACGGGUCGUCUGGAGUAGGAUCAAAGGACAGUAUGUUUGGCGCCAGUACGAUAGGAGGGGUCACCUCCGCCCCAGACACCUUACACCUCGACAAAAUAAUCAAGAAGGAGAUAGCACACCACAGCCCGGCCGUGGGCAGGGAGAGUGUGGUGGAGGACGAGCCGGGGAUCCCGACCGUCGACCCCGGCAAGAACGUGGACGAGGAGGAACCACUGCUAGCCUUCGGUCCUACCAACCUCCUGCAGCACCUCUACCUCGCUCUGGCGUCUCCAGCGCUCUUCAGGCUCCCUUCCCUCGCCUACAAGUGGAGCAGCGAGAAAGGAUCGGGCUUCUUCACCGCGUACAUUGUGGUGAUGGUGGGGAUGGCGCUGCCCCUCAGCGUCCUGGAGCAGACCCUGGCUCAGUUCUCCUCCCUCGGGGUCAUCACCAUCUUCAGGUGUCUCCCUCUCUUCGCAGGUGUGGGCGUGGGAAUGGUCGCGACGUGCGUGAUACUGAUGGGGUACAGCAGCACGGUGUUGACCUGGGCAAUGCGGUACACAUUCGACUGCCUCCACGAGGACAUACCGUGGGCCGCCUGUCCCAACAACAGCAGCAUGUGUUGGCCCGGGCCAGGCCCCGUGCCCAGUGCUGGUAACUCCUCCUAUCUCUACACCCCGAACGAUUUCUACUUCCUGAACAGUGUGCUGGGGUUAGUGAGCACCGAGGCAGGGCAGGAGGAGGGCCAGUGGGUCAUCGCCUCACUGGUGAUGAUCCAGGGAUUGUUGUGGGUGUCCCUGCUCUCCCUAGUGUCGCUGGGGGAUGCGUGGCGAGGGGGUACCGUCUCCAGGGUGUGGUCUCUGGUCACCUUAGCUACCCUCAUCACACUCAUGGUGACGGGGCUGGAGAUAACGCAGAGUGACGAGGGCCUUCGCUUCAUCUUCAGCUGGAGCGCUGAGGAACUCCAUCUUCCGGAUAUGUGGCUUGACGCUCUAGGCCAGAUAAUGUGGUCUUUGGGACCCAGCCUGGGCCUCCUCAUCUCCAGGACCAGCUAUAAACGCUUCAGAGACAAUAUACGAAAGGACGUGUACACAGCGAUGGCGGCCAACUUGCUGGUGGCUGUAAUUACUUGUCUGGCGGUGUUCCCGUAUCAGGGCAAGUUUAACCUCAACGACAGCAUCGAGAAGACACCCGGGUACUUUUUCGUGAUAUCGUCGUUCGCGGUGAGUCACCUGCAGGUGCCUCAGUUGGGAGGCAUCCUGCUGUACCUGGGGAUGUGCAAGGCCCUCCUCGACCACACCCAGAUGCUGGUGUCCACUCUCGUGGUGAGUGUGUCUGACCUCCUGCCCGUCAAGUUCAGAAGCGGCACCCGACUCUUCGCUUGCAAGUUCCUGUGCUGUUGCUUGGGGUUCGUCUUCAGUCUUCCCUUCAUUACUAAUGAGGGGAUCUUCCUGAUGGAGGCCGUCGACGCCUACGUGCCGUGGAUCCCCGCCCUGGUGCUGGGGACGCUGGAGGUGCUAGGCUUCGUCUACCUGUACGGCGCCAAGAACAUCAGCCAACAUUUUACACUGAUGAUGAGGAGCAAGCCAGAUUACUUCUACUUCGUCUGGAAGUUCUUCCUCUUGCCUACAUUCUUGGGGCUGCUGGUGUGGGUGAGCGUGCAGGGGGUGAGGGGCCCGGUGACCUGGGGCAAGAUGCAGCUGGAGGUGUCUAGGGAGCAGAUGUACCACUGGCUGGGCUUAAGCCUGGCUAUGCUGCCUCUGGCCCUCGUCGUCCUCAGCACGCUAGUCCUCCUCCUACACCCUCGGCUGUCGGUGAAAUCACUCCUAACGCCCCGGGAGACGUGGGGCCCGGCGCUUGCGCAGCACCAGGCCCUUUACACUCCAGGGAUACUCAGGGCCAAGAAAAGGGCCCCCUACCUCAUCGUCCAGAUGGAUGAUUCAGAAGAGGCGAGUGGGAAAGAUUGGCUUCCUUAUGGCUAUUUCUGGGUGCCACCGAAGUCUUCUGGGUCGUACAUGUUUGUCUCCUCUGAAGACCCAACUACCAAGUCUAAGAUUGUCAAGUAUCUUAAGGCACAGAACAGAUCUAACACGGUCUGUGGGUGGAGAGUGGAGAAUUAUAACGACGAGGACGCUCAUGCGACUUCAGAGGGGAACCUCAUCAGUAACGUUGACCGCAGCAGGCGCUACGGGGUCACCAGCCUCGCUGGUACUGACUUUGAACGCUCAAGAACCGCCUCCUUUACUUCCAUCUCCGCCGGAUUGGUCCUUCGGCCUAAUAACGUGGCGGGAAUAGAAGGAGAAAUUCAGCCGGUGGGCAGCAACUCCCACGAUAAUCAAGCUUAUGAAAAGUGAUGUCUGAAAAGUGUGUUCAUUCUGUAGUAAAUGCUAGGCUAUUUUUCUUCAUUUCCAUAAUUUAAUUUAUUGGAAUAAUAUUCAAAUGAAACUAAUGAUUAUGCUAAAUUAAGCAUAUAAACAUCAGAACCAGUAAAAUGAGUCAGAGAACGUUAAAAUAACAUUCUCUUGGUGACUGACCACAAGGAACAGACCGACACAGGAGACUCAUAUGGCUGGUAUGCUCAUCGACCGUGAAUGAUGUAACUUACUACCAUGGUAGAUGACAGCAAAGAUUAUCCUCCAGGAUGACUGAAGCUUAUCUUGGCACUUAAAACAAUCUGAUAUGGCAUUUCAUACUGCCGUCACCACGUUAGUUAGAGAUACCAUAACAAUUAGUUAAUUCCUGGCUUCAAAGCUAUAUAUAUAUAGUUCAGGGUUGAUUUAGCCUUUAAACAAAUUAUAAGCAUCUAGUAAAAAGUAUCUGCUUAAUACUUUUAGCCACAUCAUUUGAUAAAUUUCGUAUGUUUCUUUAUUAAUAUCAGUAUAUCAUGCAACACAAGCGUACAUUGCCAACAGCUCAAACGAAAAGGCUUUGAUCAAACUGGACUUCAAAAAUGCCUUUAACGUGGUCAGAAGAGAUUCAGUGCUCUGUGCUGGACGUCACCAUUUCCGGCCUCUCUACCGAUUCAUUCUAUUGUGCUUCGGUGGUGAAUCAAAAUUGUUCUUUGGCGAACACAAAAUCAGAUCAAGUGAAGGUGUCCAGCAAGAUGAUCCUCUAGUUCCUCUUUUUUCUGCUUUGUCUUAAAAAAUCACAGAAAGCUUGUCUAGCGAGUUUAACAUCUGGUUUUUGGACAAUGGCACUAUUGCUGGCCUCCUAGACCCCCUCUUGGAAGAUAUCCGAAAAAUAAAGGAGCAAGAAGUAAACCUGGGUCUCUCCCUAGACCCCUCCAUGUGUGAAGUAGUCUCCUCCAACCCAGACAUCAUAUCUAGAGUAAGAUCCGUCUUGCCCGGAGUCUAUGUCAUUAGGCUUGCGAAUGAGACCCGAAGGGUACUUACUUUGCCCCCCCCCCCUCGGGUCUAACGACAUUGACGAGAUCCUUAAUAAGAAAAUCACGGACCUAAGGAGGAUGGAAGACAGGAUUGGUGACAUCGAUGCUCAUGAUGCUUUUUAUCUCACUAGAUGCCUGAGGAGAUAACCUACUUUUUUGAGGCGCGCCUCAUCUUACAACAGCCCAACGCUUAGAGAGUAUAACUUCCUACUGAAGACCAUGCUAGAAAAAAUUGUCAACCUUUCCCCUCAAUGAGUGUCAGUGGAAACAAGUCACUCUUCCAGUCAGACUCGGCGGCCUUGGCGUCUGCAUUGCCACCCAAAUUGUUGUCCCGGUCUUCCUCCUCGGCAUCGGAUGAUCUAGUCAAUAAAAUUCUACCAAACAACCUGGGCGACUCAGCAGGGAUACAUGAAAUGCAACACAAAAUGGGAUAUCCUGACAGACCCAGCAUUCAGACCAACCCUGCUGAAAGCCAAGAAACAACCCAAAUGGGACAGCCCAUUGUAGACAAAGAAGCCACAGUUUUGCUGGAGGCAGUAACAACCUCCAGUGAUCGUGCGCGCCUCACAGAUGUGCGGGCUCCUCAUGCAGGGGACUUCUUUUUGGCAGUCCCUAUGUUUGCGACAGGCAAACAUAGGGACUGCCUGUCUUGAUCCACAGCAGCUCCAUAUUGCAGUCGCCCUCCGUCUUGCUGCCUCAAUCCACACUGUAUAUAGGGGUAUUUGCGGCAAGGCAGAUGCAGACGAGUAUGGAUCACUGUGGAAAAUCAGGCGGUUGGCACUUACAACACGACGAAGUCAGUGAUAUCAUUAAGAGGAGCCUUGCCUCUGCCCAGUGUCCAGCAGAGAGCCUCUCACUAUUGAACUGUAACUUUGUUAUCUUUGCUGGCCAACCAGAUGGAAUCACACUGCGCCCAUAGAAAAAUAGCAGACAAUUAACGUGAGACUUUACUUGCAUAUCCACCUUGACAGCCACAUACAUCAACCUCUCUGUCGGUCAUGCAGGAGCCGUGGCCACACACAGAGAAAGAGACAAAUCAACCAAGGACAGGUAAAUAAUUCGAACGAAGAUAGAUCACCGGUACAACUUCGUUCCAAUAGGAUCCGAGACCCUUGGUCUAUAGGAAGAGUGUGCAAGGAGGUUUCUUAAGGAUCUUGAUUCCAGGCUUAUCGAAACAACAAUAGACCCCUAGAGCGGUAAGCUUUCUCUUCCAGCGUGUCAGUGUAGCGAUCCAGAGGAAAAAUGACCAUUACAUCUUGGGUUCCUGCCCGGUGUCGGAGGAGUUCGAAGAAAUCUGCAGCCUCUAGGAUACAAACUUCUCUUUAUUUCCUCUUAAUGUUCACAUUUUGUAACCAAUCAGCUAUAUUACAAUGUAACCUGGUAUAAUAAAGUAUACAACAUUAAUAAUAAAAAGGGGUGGUAGGAGAAGCGAAUACUCAUAUGUGUUUAGAGUCCAACGCAAAGAUGUUCUCUGAAUGCUCUUUUUUCCCUUCUCCGAGGCUAUGGGUCUCCGUGAGAAAUUAUAUACCUUCUCCCCUAUAUAUUUCAAAUAUGCUGCAAUAAUGUUUUUCCUGAUUAAUCAUAUUAAACCGUGGUAACCGAUGAGUUAGCCAAAACUUUGGCUCGUAAAAAAGGAAUUAUUACGAUCUUGGAUUGCUUCAGAAGUGUUUGACUCAGUGAUUGUUUUUUUUAUUAUUAACACGCUUAGGUACACACAGCAAUGUGCUUCUGUCCUAAUUCUGUAUGAGGUAUUACAGAGUAUAGAUCAAGAUCUAGCUAUGAGUUUAUCUAAUAUUCCCGUAUUAAAGAAUGGUUAGACAUAUACAUGAAAUGAAAUACGAUUGCGUGGCUAGCCUGAUAUUCAACGUUAGAAUGUUUGCUUGAAUUUUCCUGAGGGCCCACAUUUUUCUUGUGGCUUCGGCCGGGACAGGAAAAUGGCGGCUUGUCAAAGGUCCCCCCUGCCUCCCCCCCCCCCUCUAUUUUUCUAGAUGAUUUUUUCAAACUGAAUUUUGAAUUGCAGUACGUCUUUAGCGGAUAAACGGCUCCAUGGGUUCACAAUCCUAUGGAUGAAACGGCAUCUCAUGUUUUCCGUCCUAUAGUGUGGCUUAUUGAGGUUGCUGCAUCUGUCAUUUCUGGUUUUGGCGAAGGGAAACUAAAAAAAAAUAGAGUUGUAAAACAAAUCCAUGACAACAAAUUUAGGAUGAUGUACUGAGCAUGGAACUGAAUUUACAGAGUAUUGGGGCUAUAAUUUCAGCCCUUAGUGAGUUACUGUAGAUGUAUUUUGGCGAUUAGACUGAGAGGUGUGGAUGCUAAUGAAAUAAUCCAUUCAGUUGAAGUAGGUAGAAAUUAACAAUGUAUUUUGAGAUACAAUAAUAGAGAAUAUAUGAAAACUCUAUUGUAUAUAUUGCUAACAAAAUAUAAUAUCGUGUAGAAUAUACUUCGAUACAAAAGAAACAUAUAACACCAUUAGUAGAAUGCAACGCAAAGGCAGCAGCCCCCAAGAUAUUGUUCUGCAACAAAAUAACUGCUGUUGAUGUAUUGUACUUGCAAAGGGGGUCACAUAAACAUACUGGUGUUGACGUGACCUGUCGUGUAUCUGAAACAAAUUAUGACAAGCAUCAAGUUGAUUUAAGAGAAUAUAGGAAAAGCCAAGGUAUCUAUAGUGAACAGCAGUAAUACACUAAAACAUUAAGCACGAACUCACCCUCUGCAUGUGGUAAGGAAAAGUCCACAUGGAAAUGAACCAACGUACACAAGAUUAAGAUUAGGGUGUAAAUAUUACUGGCAAUACAGUACCUAUAUAUCCGAAAAAGAUUAUGAAUGAAACUAUACAGUAUGCUCAAACACUAGAAUAGAUCAUUACAUGUUCUAUAGAUAUACUGUUGAAUGCCCCUCGCUCACACACAGGAUCACAAGAACCUGCACAUAUAAAUAAGUAAACUUGCAAUGUAUCACAAAUUAUAUUGUUUGAAAAUAGUACGAUGAAACAAUUCUUAAGUUCAAAAACUUUGCACCAAGGAUGCAAUGAUAAACUUAUUUAAAUUAAAUGUGCAAUGAUUGUAGUUUAAUGCUGUUAUUAUGUACAACUGAAUGGUUAGGGUGGUGACCACUGCUACGGUGCUGGAACCAUGUGUAUUGGCAUUUGCCUUUCCAUUGCAUAAUAUCAGCAACGUGGAGAGGGGGGACCUGCUGCAUGGGUAACAGCUUCUCCAAAUCGACCUACCCAGGCUUUGCGCCCUGGAGCGCAGUUAACUCCAUAGUCUGCAGAGACUGAAGGAUGCCUACUACUACUAUGGACAACUUAAUUAUAAUAAUUAUGAUAUGUAAUUAAUUUAUUUUAAUUUAAUGUAAUAAUUAUAAGUCAGAUGUAUGUCCAGUGCAGGUUUAUUUUUGAGCCUCCUGGCACUUCUAAUAAACGAGUGAUGUAAUAGCUUAUGCUAUUCUAUCUAUUUUAAAUGUA